CUAACGCCGCUUUAGCAGCAACAGGUGCACUUGCUGCCGUGGGGAAGACGAUGAGACCCACCCCAGGUGGUCCCUGGGCCCCCUUGGCCGGCUGGUGAAGUCGGAUUUCCUCCCAAGGAGGCCGCGCUCGCUGCGGGUUGAGGAGACCCCGCGGCCCCGCCGCCGUCUCCAUAGCUACGCAGGGCCUGACGCUCGGCGGUCGAGGAGAGGGAUCAGGCAGCGCGGCGGACAGCCCCGCGCUCACGCGGGCUGGGGUCCUCGUAUCCUAUAAAAGCCUGAGGCGGAAGGCCCGCCCUCUCUUUCGCGUGCGGCCGGCGGUGCAGCCGGGCAGGAACCCGGGCGGGGACAUCACCCACCGAGAGCGCCAUGGCCGAGGAAGGCAUUACUGCUGGAGGUGUAAUGGAUGUUAACACUGCCCUGCAAGAAGUGCUGAAGACUGCACUUAUCCAUGAUGGCUUAGCUCGUGGUAUUCGUGAAGCAGCCAAAGCCCUGGACAAACGCCAAGCCCAUCUUUGUGUUCUGGCUUCAAAUUGUGAUGAACCCACGUAUGUAAAGUUAGUUGAAGCACUUUGUGCAGAACAUCAGAUCAACUUAAUAAAGGUUGAUGACAACAAGAAACUGGGCGAAUGGGUAGGUCUCUGCAAGAUCGACAGGGAAGGAAAGCCUCGCAAAGUGGUGGGCUGCAGCUGUGUGGUUGUCAAAGACUACGGCAAGGAAUCUCAGGCCAAAGAUGUCAUCGAGGAGUACUUCAAGUGCAAGAAAUGAAUGAAAAAUAAAUUUUGAACUUGA
Molecule: messenger RNA, 789 nt
Organism: Columba livia (rock pigeon)
Lineage: Eukaryota; Metazoa; Chordata; Aves; Columbiformes; Columbidae
Gene: RPS12
Product: ribosomal protein S12
Exons: 6
Coding region: 367-765 (132 amino acids)
Biological process (GO): translation
Cellular component (GO): ribosome; cytosolic small ribosomal subunit
Molecular function (GO): structural constituent of ribosome
Source: RefSeq, a predicted model, not a curated record